GAGACCGAGAGAGAGAAGAGUAGUGUGCUAGUGACUGGAAAGGGUGAUGGGAUUUUGUAGUGACCAACGGUGGAUUGACAAGUGCUUUUUCUUGGCGGGACAUUCAUUAUCACCAUUACUACCUUCCUAAUUUACUCCUUCGCUCUCUGCAUGUGUUUCUUUUUGUCCCCUCGGGGUCCGGGUGUUUGUUUGUCUGACUGAGCGGUCAGUAGACGUGGACGUGUCACCAUGGCUCUGGGUGCGGUGUGGGGCCGUGUUAAAAAUGUGUGCCAACAGAACGGCCUCCUCAUCUUGUCAGUGUUGGCCGUGGUUAUCGGAUGCCUGCUGGGCUUCUUUCUGCGCUCCAAACACCUCUCGGAGCAGGAGGUGAAGUACUUCCAGUUCCCAGGGGAGUUGCUGAUGCGGAUGUUGAAGAUGCUCAUCCUGCCUCUAGUAGUUUCCAGUUUGAUGUCUGGUUUGGCAGCGCUGGAUGCUAAGUGCUCCAGUCGACUGGGUAUCAUGACAAUCUCUUAUUAUCUGUGGACGACGUUUGUGGCUGUGGUGGUGGGCAUUGUCAUGGUCGUCAUCAUCCACCCAGGUGGAGCUGCCCAGAAGGAGGAUUCAGAGGACAGCGGGAAGCCCAUCAUGAGCUCCGCUGAUGCUCUGCUGGACCUCAUCCGCAACAUGUUCCCAGCUAACUUGGUCCAAGCAACUUUUCAGCAAUAUCGCACAAGGAGCAUCCCUAUCAUGAAGCCCAAACCAACCAUUGGUCAGGACAUACUAGACACCAGCACCAGACGGGUCUUCAUUUAUGGGAUCCAGGAUGACAACGGCACAGAUAUCCAGAACUUCUCCCUGGACCUGACGCCACCUCCGGAUGUUGUCUUCAGGACGCUUCCUGGCACCAGUGAAGGCAUGAACGUCCUCGGUAUUGUGAUCUUCUCAGCUACUAUGGGAAUCAUGCUUGGAAGAAUGGGACCAAAUGGCAGCGCCCUCGUCAACUUCUGCCAGAGUCUCAAUGAAGCCGUGCUGAAAAUUGUGGCCAUUGUUAUAUGGUACUUCCCGUUUGGGAUUGUGUUUCUGGUGGCGGGAAAGAUCUUGGAAAUGGAUGACCCAUCAGCUAUGGGGAAGAAACUGGGCUUCUAUGCCAUCACUGUUGUCAUGGGGCUGGUGCUUCACGGCCUCUUCAUCCUGCCUUCCAUGUAUUUCUUCAUUACGAAAAAGAGCCCCAUCGUCUACAUCCGAGGGAUUUUACAGGCCCUGCUCAUCUCAUUAGCUACUUCAUCCAGCUCUGCUACGCUGCCUAUCACUUUUAAGUGCCUCCUGGAGAACAACCACAUCGACCGCCGCAUCAUUCGCUUCGUACUUCCUGUUGGUGCCACUAUAAACAUGGAUGGCACUGCCCUGUAUGAGGCUGUGGCAGCCAUUUUUAUCGCUCAAGUCAACAACUAUGAGCUGGACUUUGGACAGAUCAUCACCAUCAGCAUCACGGCUACAGCAGCCAGUAUCGGAGCUGCAGGCAUUCCACAGGCCGGUCUGGUAACCAUGGUGAUCGUGUUAACCUCAGUGGGUCUUCCUACAGAUGACAUCACUCUUAUUAUUGCUGUGGAUUGGGCCUUGGAUCGGUUCAGGACGAUGGUGAACGUGAUGGGCGAUGCUCUGGCCACAGGAAUCAUGGCACACAUAUGCAGAAAAGACUUUGUGAAAGAGGGCGAGGAGAUUCCUCUCAUCUGUGAGACCAAGCCCAUGAUCAGCAUCCAACAGAUGAUGUCCUACCAGAAAAACGGCUGCUUCCAGCCCCCUCCGCCGGGCCCCAUGAGGAAACCCGAGCACUUGUCUCCUGAUGUGGCCCGUCUCAUGCAGCUGGAGGAGGGCAUCAGGCCCCCCGACAAGAAGAGGUCCCCUCAUCUGUCUCCACACCAUUACAAACGAGACCAUAAAGACAAAGACCACUGUACCAUAGACAUGAACGGUCUGGAGACCAAUGUCUAGACUCCUUCACAGACUGAGCUGCAAGACGCCAGCCGUUCUCCUUCUCUACCUUUGGAUUUGUGUGUCAAUGUCUUUGUAGGGGAUUUCACGAUGGAAAGCUGAAGCAAUCGGGGGCUAGUGAGGGGAUAAGAUGGAUUCCCUGAACACUGUUGACCCCGGAGGCCGAGCUCCUGGCCGAAGUGUGUGGAGGAGGAUAAGUGUACGUUUGAGUGCUGUUGUCAUUGUGUCCUUUCCCUGUGAUCCACAGGAAAGAAGAACAACACUCUUCAUGGACAGCUUGUCUGAGGAAUGUGGAUAUGUGUUGUUUUAUUAUGCUGCUUUUCUCUGUUUAAGUCUAAUCUUUCAGUAAAAGAGGGAGGAAAAAACUGUCCCCUGAAGAAGAUUUAACCACCAGUGAUCACAUACAGUGACCCCAAGAAGUGUUUGGACACUUGUGGUGUUAAAAGUGUCCAAAUAUCAGUGCAUUAUAUGAGGGGUUUCAGCCUUUAACUCCAUCUAGAGCUGUAGACAACCCUGAAACUUAAAGAUGGCCAUAGCUUAGAGCUUAACAUAAUAUAUAUAUAUAGAGAGAGAGAGAGAGAGAGAGAGAGAGAGAGAGACUUAAAAUGCAAAAACCUCCAAGUCUGUCUGAGAUUAUUCUUUUAAAUGAGUAUUUUGAUCAGGCUCCUGUAAAAGUAACAUUGGACAUUUGAAAAUAAGGCAUUCAAUAAUUAAAGUGAAAUUAUUGAACCUAAAUAUCAGAGUCUGAUAAAAAAAAAUGCUCAAUUAAAAGAAAAAUAUCCCAGAAACAUCUAAGAGGUUUUUGCAUCUUAAGUCUUUAAAUACAUAAUUUUUUGACAUCAAAAGUAUUUGGAAACUUUCUGGCUGUCAAACAUUAGAACGAUCAUGUGACACUGAAGUAGUGAUUCUAAACAUUCACAGGAAUAAAUUACAUUUUCCCAUUUUAUCAGGUUCCUCCUUAAAAAAAUUAAUAAAUAAAAACAAAUGCACCAAACCACCAUUUGGUUAAAAGUUAGGUUUGACACAAGGUGUUUAUAAGUUAGUAAGAUGCUGCUUGGCUUGAUCUAUUUACUUGGUCUUGGUCAUUUAUUUAUUAUUUAUACAAAUUACACUUUUUCUUUUAAUUGUACAAAUAUUUUUGGGGAAUACUGUAAACAUAUAUAGAUGUAUGCACACACUACUGUUCAAACGUUUGGGGAUCAGUAAGAUCUAUUUUAAAGAAAUGAAUACUUUUAUUUAGCAAGGGUACACUAAACUGAUGAAGUGACAGUAAAGCCAUUUAUAAUGUUACAAAAGGUUUAUAUUUCAAAUAAAUGCUGUUCUUUUGAAGAUGAUAAUUAAAGCAUUCUGAAAAAAAAAAAUUUAUCAUGGUUUCCACAAAAACAGGAAGCAGCACAACUGUUUCUUAAUACUGAUAAUAACAGCAAAUGUUACAUCAGCAUAUUAGACUGAUUUCUUAAGGAUCAUGUGACACUGAAGACUGGAGGAUGAUGCUGAAAAUUCAGCUUUAAAUCACAAGAAUAAAUUACAUCUUAAAAUAAAAUUUAGAUAUAUUUUAGAUUAGAAUUUCUUCAAAUAAUGUAAAAAAGUGUGUUUUUAAAAAACUUUUUUUAAAAUCUUACCAACCCUAAAUGUUUGAAUGGUAUUGUUUGCAUACUGACAGACCUUUAACUCUUCAGGAGGAUGGUUUCUAACCCCUGCUCUUGUGUAGAACAUCUUGACAUGAACAGAUUUCAGGGCAAGCCCAACUUUGAAUUUUGUAAGCAGUGGGCUUCAUGGACUCACACGUCAUGCCACACACUCUCAAAGGCCUUACAACCUGUAUGGAUUCUUUGUGUGAAAAUGUCAAAUGUAAAAAUUGUGAUUUGAAUGAAAUUCUAUAAAAUGAUGACUCACUCAGUAUGCCUAAUGAAA
Molecule: messenger RNA, 3885 nt
Organism: Carassius gibelio (silver crucian carp)
Lineage: Eukaryota; Metazoa; Chordata; Actinopteri; Cypriniformes; Cyprinidae
Gene: slc1a7a
Product: solute carrier family 1 member 7a
Exons: 11
Coding region: 229-1971 (580 amino acids)
Biological process (GO): L-glutamate transmembrane transport
Cellular component (GO): plasma membrane
Molecular function (GO): neutral L-amino acid transmembrane transporter activity; L-glutamate transmembrane transporter activity; glutamate:sodium symporter activity
Source: RefSeq, a predicted model, not a curated record